AUGUACGUGAGCUACCUCCUGGACAAGGACGGGCCCAUGUACCCCGGCCCCGUUCGCCACUCGGGGGGGCUCAACCUGGCGGCGCAGAACUUCGUGGGCGCCGCGCAAUACGCGGACUACGGCGGCUACCAUGUGAACCUCGACGGCGCGCAGUCCCCCGGGCCGGCCUGGCCCGCGCCCUACGCCGCUCCGCUCCGCGACGACUGGGGGGCCUACGGGCAGGGAGCCCCGCCGCCCGCCGCCGCCGCCGCCGCCGCCGUGCACGGCCUCAACGGCGGCUCCCCGGCCGCGGCGAUGGCCUACAGCCCCGCCGACUUCCACCACCACCACCACCACCACCACCCGCACGCCCACCAUCACGCCGGCCCCGCGCCGCACUGCUCUGCCGGGGGGAUGCAGCCGCUCGGCACCGCCCCCGCCGCCGCCGCCGUCGCCGCCGCCUCCGCUGCCCCCGAGCCGCUGUCCCCCGGCGGGCAGCGCCGCGGCCUGUGCGAAUGGGUGAGAAAACCGGCGCAGGCAACGCUCGGUAGCCAAGUCAAAACCAGGACGAAGGACAAAUACCGCGUGGUGUACACGGACCACCAGCGGCUGGAGCUGGAGAAGGAGUUCCACUACAGCCGCUACAUCACCAUCCGGAGGAAAGCUGAGCUGGCCUCCAGCCUGGGGCUGUCGGAGAGGCAGGUGAAAAUCUGGUUCCAGAACCGUCGGGCGAAGGAGAGGAAGAUCAAUAAGAAGAAGCUGCAGCAAGCGCAGCCCGGCGCCGCGGAGCCGCUCAGCCCCGCCGCCCCUCCGUUGCCGGGACCCGCGGCCGCCCCGCCACCCGCCGGGCUGGGCCCUGCCGCCCCCCAGUGA
Lagopus muta (rock ptarmigan) is the source of this 852-nucleotide messenger RNA. It is a transcript of the gene CDX2, whose product is annotated as caudal type homeobox 2. Bases 1 to 852 code for a protein of 283 amino acids. Gene Ontology annotation, cellular component: nucleus. Lineage: Eukaryota; Metazoa; Chordata; Aves; Galliformes; Phasianidae. Gene Ontology annotation, molecular function: RNA polymerase II transcription regulatory region sequence-specific DNA binding; DNA-binding transcription factor activity, RNA polymerase II-specific. The record is from RefSeq and is a predicted model, not a curated record. The transcript is spliced from 3 exons. Gene Ontology annotation, biological process: cell differentiation; embryo development; animal organ morphogenesis.